Molecule: messenger RNA, 1155 nt
Organism: Aspergillus oryzae RIB40
Lineage: Eukaryota; Fungi; Ascomycota; Eurotiomycetes; Eurotiales; Aspergillaceae
Exons: 4
Coding region: 1-1155 (384 amino acids)
Molecular function (GO): pectate lyase activity
Source: RefSeq, a predicted model, not a curated record
AUGCAUUCCUCUCUUCUUCCCAUGCUGGCAGCGAUGCUGCUGAGUCCGGUCAGCGCAGCCGGAGUCAGCGGUACGGCCUUUGGAUUUGCUCAAGGAACGACCGGUGGUGGCAAUGCCUCACCACAAACCCCUUCAUCUCUUGAUGAGCUGAAGACCUGGAUCACUGACGAUGUGGCGCGUGUGAUCCUGAUUGACCGCGAGUGGGAUUUUACCAACACAGAAGGCCAUACCUCCGGCAAAUGCUGCAGCUCAGAUACCACCACGAAGUGCCCUGGUGGCACCUCCGCUGGUCAGGCCUGGAUUCAGGACAAGUGCGACGACGGCACCUGGGUCUCUUGCACCUACGACAACGCUGCCAAGAAACCAUUGGACGUGGGCAGCAACAAGAGCAUUGUUGGUGUGGGUAACAAGGGAGUUCUCAAAGGCAAGGGCUUGCGCCUUACUGGUGGUGCCAACAAUGUCAUCAUCCAGAACAUUCAUAUCACGGAUUUGAACCCUCAAUAUGUCUGGGGCGGCGAUGCUCUCACCCUGGAUGGUACCGAUAACUUCUCCCUUAUCGGUCGCCAGAUGAUCGUCAGCGGCUGGAACAAGGGUGGCCAUGUCACCAUCUCCAAUAAUGAGUUCGACGGUGUCACCGAAUGGUCGGCUGGCUGCAAUGGCAAGCACUACUGGUCUCUUCUUCUCCUGGGUCUGGAGGAUUGGUAUACCUUCUCUGGCAACUGGCUUCACGAUCUCUCUGGCCGUGCUCCACACAUGGGCACCGACCACGACGACUCCAAGAUCUACUUCCAUGGCGUCAACAACUACUUCCAGGAUAUUGACGGGCAUGCCUUUGAUGUUGACACCAACACUUGGGUACUUCUGGAGGGUAACUACUUCGACAACGUGAAGACCCCGAUGACCGAUACUUCCCUCAAGAGUGGUGCUCAGCUGUACACCACCAGCACUGUCAACGCCGCCAGCGGAUGCGUCUCACCUCUGGGCUACAUCUGCGAAUGGAACCGUAAUGGCGGCAGCACUGGUGCCUGGCCUGACCGCACUGAUGCUUCGGUCUUGACCGGAUUCUCCAACCUCAAGGAACAUCUUAUCAGCCACACUGGUGUCGCUGACGUGCCUACCAACGUCAAGGCCAACGCUGGCGUUGGCAAGCUGUGA